AUGCAGGCACCCACAUCCAAUCAACGAAAACCCAUCAAAGACCUGACUAAAGUGUUCCACUACACAGACACCAUGACUCGGAAGCCUACCCGCGACAAUGAUCCAUACGAAUACAUGGCUGGGUUUGGGAACCGCUUUCAGUCAGAGGUCAUCCCAGGGACCUUACCAGCUGGUCAAAAUAACCCACAAGAGCCGCGCAGCUGCACACAGUAUGUAUUCCUCUCUGUUUUCAUGCCGAACCGAUCAUAUGAACACAAAUCAGACAUCGAGAACUGCUUCCUUACACUCAAUCCUAAGGUGAUAACGCUUGCUGGUCAGACUGAAUGGGCACCGUUUCCUCUUCCCAACGAUGACGAGAAGAUUGACUUUGUAGAUGGUUUGCACACCCUUGGGGGAAGUGGAGAUCCAAAUCUGCGAGAAGGCAUUGCACUCUAUGUCUUCAUGAUAAAUGCAAAUAUGGACCACCGAGCAUAUUGUAAUACGGACGGUGACUUUCUAAUCGUGGCUCAACAAGGAAUCCUCGACAUACAAACGGAGAUGGGGAUGCUGUUCCUGGAACCAGGUGAAAUCUGUGUGGUCCCGCGUGGAAUUCGCUUCGCUGUCUGCCUAGGUCACGAGCAUGAUGUGGCUCGUGGGUACAUCAUCGAGGUAUGGGGUUCUCGCUGGGAGUUACCUGAUUUGGGUCCCUUGGGUGGUCAUGGACUAGCAAAUCCACGAGACUUUCUCCACCCUGUAGCCCACAUUGACGAGAACCUCCAUGAAGACUGGGAGGUUGUCAACAAGGCAAAUGGUCGAUAUAGCAUCAUUGAGCAGGAUCACAGUCCUUUUGAUUUGGUAGCAUGGCAUGGAAAUGUCGUUCCCUACAAGUACGAUCUGACCAAAUUCGCGUCCCAAAAUGCAACCUCUAUCGAUCACACCGACCCGUCCGUGAAUUGCGUACUGACUGCCCCAUCUAGAGAUCCAGUCACGCCAUUAGCUGACUUUCUAUGGUUUGGGCCACGAUGGGAUGUGGCGUCCAACACGUUUCGUCCUCCGUAUUUUCACCGUAACUCGGCAACAGAGUUUCUUGCGUGUCUGUAUGGAAGCGGACUCGGACGCUCUGAGGUCAGCCAUACACCACAUGGCAACUUCAGCGAUGACUAUGUGCGUGAAAUACGCAACCAGAUGAACGAUCCACGGAGAGUUUUAGAAAAUCAAAUGACUUUCAUGGUCGAAAGUAGCCGAUCUCUCCUGUUCACCGAGUAUGCGCGAAGUGGCUGUGGAACAUUCAAGAACCGAGGUCCACAUCCUAAAGUAUGGGAUGCUUUACCUGACAAAUUCUCUACGUACCCAAACAUCAAGAAAAUUCUCAGUCAAGUCAAGUCCAAUAAAGAAGCAUGGAAGAAGCAGCUAGAAGCGUGUUAUGAUGAUGAUUGGCUGGCAGAAAUGUACAAGGACCACGACAAAGCUUAG
This is a messenger RNA of Aspergillus eucalypticola CBS 122712, 1452 nucleotides long. RefSeq names its product homogentisate 1,2-dioxygenase. The transcript has 7 exons. NCBI's taxonomy places the organism in Eukaryota, Fungi, Ascomycota, Eurotiomycetes, Eurotiales, Aspergillaceae. The coding region runs from base 1 to 1452 and encodes 483 amino acids. Gene Ontology annotation, biological process: L-phenylalanine catabolic process. The record is from RefSeq and is a predicted model, not a curated record. Gene Ontology annotation, molecular function: homogentisate 1,2-dioxygenase activity. Gene Ontology annotation, cellular component: cytoplasm.